AUGUCUGCCCAAAACUCAGGUCGUCAAUCACCUCCUGAGGAGCGUCUAUCGGGUAUUCAGCAACGUGAUGUCCCAGGAAGUGGGAAGAUCGGAUCGUCGUCAAGUUCACGUCCAGCACCGGAUUUUUCAAAGAAAGAGUCGGAACGAGCCAAGUCCGAGGUUCUGACGAGUAACCCCGAGCACCCACUGGAGAAGAUUGAGGCGGCGAAGUUUACAAAGGGAUCCUAA
Molecule: messenger RNA, 228 nt
Organism: Penicillium malachiteum
Lineage: Eukaryota; Fungi; Ascomycota; Eurotiomycetes; Eurotiales; Aspergillaceae
Exons: 1
Coding region: 1-228 (75 amino acids)
Source: RefSeq, a predicted model, not a curated record